Messenger RNA from Macrobrachium nipponense, 4817 nucleotides. RefSeq names its product cationic amino acid transporter 4-like. The transcript is spliced from 10 exons. Gene Ontology annotation, cellular component: plasma membrane. Gene Ontology annotation, molecular function: amino acid transmembrane transporter activity. Lineage: Eukaryota; Metazoa; Arthropoda; Malacostraca; Decapoda; Palaemonidae. The record is from RefSeq and is a predicted model, not a curated record. The coding region runs from base 422 to 2353 and encodes 643 amino acids. Gene Ontology annotation, biological process: transmembrane transport; amino acid transport.
GAGCAGUUUGUAGACGUGUACGGGUUAAUCAAGUCUCAGGUGUUACGUUACCGUUGUCCAGUCAACUUCACGCUACCUCUCGCUACAGAUGUAAACACCAUCUGGCCUCCUGUCGCAGAGAAUUAAUCGUGAAUAGCAUCUGUCGUAUUCUGUUCGUGACUGUGAAUAUGUAGAGAAAGAGAAAAUAUUCCAUAUAAGUUUCGAGCGUUUUAAAUUAGCCGGGGGACAUUACACCUAGGUAUUACUUCUCAUUCUGGACAUCUUAAUGAAAAGCGUAUAAGCCCUUGGGCGGGAGUGGAGGAGGCGGGGGCGGAGGAGGUGCGUCUGAGGGCGAGGGCGCAGCGUUCGUCGGGCGCAGGAUGACCGGGUUACGCCUAGAGGUAGGCUGCUGGCGGAGGGGUGGGGGGGCACGUGGCACCGGAUGGGGCGAACCAAGCAGGUGGCCACAGAUGCUAUGGAGACGCCCCUCAACAGGUGUCUCUCCACCCUGGAUAUCACCCUCCUGGGUAUCGGCCACAUGGUUGGAGCUGGCAUCUACGUCCUGACGGGGACGGUGGCGAAGGACACGGCAGGACCCGCUAUCAUCAUCUCCUUCCUGCUGGCCGGGUUCGCAUCUCUCCUGGCCGCCCUGUGCUACGCCGAAUUCGGGGCCCGGGUGCCCAAGGCAGGCUCGGCCUACGUCUACACCUACGUGACCAUCGGCGAGUUCUGGGCGUUCGUCAUCGGCUGGAACAUCGUCCUGGAACACAUGAUAGGAGCCGCGUCAGUAGCCAGAGCCUGGUCAGGCUACAUCGACUCCCUCUUCAACGGCACGAUCAGCAACGCGACCAAGUCCACCAUUGGCACCCUGCAUUCUGGAUACUUAUCCGAAUAUCCGGACUUCCUGGCCUUCGCCGUCACUCUGAUCUACUGCGGUUUCCUCACUCUCGGGGUCAAGGGCUCGGCCUACUUCAACUCCAUCUUCACGCUCAUCAACCUCUGCGUCAUGCUCUUCGUCAUCAUCGUCGGCAUGGCCUUCGCAGACAUCAGCAACUGGAACACGGAGGGGGGCUUCGCGCCCUUCGGCGCCUCAGGGAUCAUCGCCGGUGCUGCCACCUGCUUCUACGCCUUCGUCGGGUUCGACAGCAUCGCUACGGCGGGAGAAGAGGCUAAGAAUCCUGCGAAGUCCAUCCCGCAGGCGACUCUGGUUUCCAUGACGAUCGUGACUAUAGGUUAUAUCUUGGUCGGCGCCACGCUGACACUCAUGGUUCCCUAUUACACCCUCAAUCCGGCGGCUGCCUUGCCAGAUGCCUUUGCCGCCCACGGGGCGACGUGGGCUAAGUACGUCGUCAGCGUGGGCGCCCUUUGCGGCAUGACGACCACACUCUUCGGCUCCCUGUUCAGUCUUCCGAGAUGCGUCUAUGCCAUGGCCGUCGACGGGCUCCUCUUCUCGUGGUUGGCUCGCGUCUCUGAGAAAACGAAGGUCCCCGUGAUCACCCUCGUCCUGUGCGGAUUCUUCUCGGCGCUCAUCGCCCUGGUGUUCGACAUCGAGAAGCUGGUGGAAUUCAUGAGCAUCGGUACCCUGAUGGCGUACACCAUUGUCAGUGCCUCUGUUAUUAUCCUGCGGUAUCAGCCUGCGUCUAGGUGCAACAUUAAAAGUCCUACUCACUCCCUGGCACCAACACCGGGCACUUUAACCACGCCCACCACGCCCACGCCCAAAGAAACUCCUGACGGCGAGGGCGGCGAACUGCGAGCAUCGUGCCGGUGGCUGACGAAGGUCGUGGGCGAGCGAGAGGGCGGUUCUGUGGUGGCCUGGGCUGUCGUCCUCUUCACCAUCACCAGCGCCAGCUUCUGCAUCCUCCUGCAGUGGGGCUCCGAUUUCCUGGCUCUGCCCUACCCUGCUGCCUGGGCUAUCAUAAUCGCCAUUAUUCUCGUCUGUGUUCUUAUAUUUAGCGUGCUGGUCAUCUUGGCUCACCGUCAGAACCAGCUGGUUCUCUCCUUCACGGUUCCCCUGGUUCCGCUGUUCCCCCUCACUUCCAUCUUCAUCAACGUGGGCCUCAUGGUCCACUUGAACCCCAUGACGUGGAUACGAUUUAUCGUCUGGAUGGUUAUCGGUUUAUUGGUCUACUUCGCCUACGGCCAGUAUCACUCGCGAGAGGGAGAACCAGUAAGUAGCUACUCCACUCUCCUGACAGAGCCCACCCCAGCCGGAAACACGGUUUUCGGCUCUGUUCAACACACGUUGUCGAACGUGACCGCCAAAAUUGCAUCGGCCGCUUCUGAAGACAAAAAACCGAUAGUUGAUCAAGAGAGUGGGACGGAAAUGACAACUUUGUCCGAAAGUAGCCCAGACCCGAAUACGACAGCUUAAAACAUUAGGAAAACUAUACACCCACCUAUUAGAGGAUGGAGGAUGUUGUUAAGUAUGUAAGCACACAAUACACAUUAUGUAUAUGUGUUUGUACGUAUGUACUGUGCAUGUAUUUGCAUCACCUAAACAAACCUUUAUAUAUUUUUUUCUCCUACACAGCUGUGGUGCUUGGAUGUUGCGUGCAGACAUAAUAUAUAAUAUAAUAAUAAUCAUCCUUCAGUGAUUUAGCUGUCACAUUACUAACAUUUUUUCCCUACUUCAAACAAAUACUUUUUUUUUUUUUUUAGAAAAAAGCGGAAUUUGGAGGUUGAAUAAAUAUCUAUAAAUUAAGAUGGUUUAAUUAACUCGACGAAAUGAUUUAGUUGUAAGUUCACAAAUAUACGUAUUUUUAUUCCUAGACUAGAAAGUUGUAAUCUGAGAUGCAUUGCUGCUUCUCAUUGAUGAUCUCACACACACACAAAAAUAAAAUACGUAUCUGGUUAGGGUUUCAGAGAUGUGUAAUAUUCAGUCAUUUGUGUGAAAAUGGAAUUAUGUGUCACAGAUUUCUAGCUUCACACAACUCGAGGACCCAGUUCUCUUCAUAGUAUAUGUGUGAAAAUGGAAUAUUUCUUUUUAACCUUUCACCACUUACUGCACCUCAUACGAUGGUUACAGCCAUUCUUGUUUUUAUCAUCUAGAACAGCUAGAUAACAUAGCCUCGUUUCUAGCUAUAUAGAUUUUAUUAUGUUUUCAAGAUAUAUUUCCCGUGAGACGUGCAAUUUUGAAAUGACACGCAAUUCAAUAACUGUCCUGUGUAGUGCUGUAAUUCGUAACGUAAGGAUGAAAUUCAGACCAAAAAUCAUGGCUGAGAUUUGAACAAAUUUUCUGUAACACUUUCAUUAUUUUGUAAAACCUGUAACGGUCAGGGACGGAAAAAUUGGAAAUGAACACGCUAGUAGGAACUUUUAUAAAUUUUGUAAUCUGUAGUUAGAGAAUAAAUGAAGACAAAUCUGACCUCAUAUAAAACUGGAAAUUGUAAGUCAGCUUUUUGCGAGAUGAUUUUGAUAGGUAGCGAAAGAAUACCGAGAAGUCUUGGCACGUUGCAGUGCUGUUGAUCAGUGACACUUUGCAAGAAACAAAUGUCUAGCCGAUUUUGCUCUCCACUCGUGAAGUGACUAUGAAUAACCAUCUUGUAUCCUUCUUCUUCAAGUGUCAAUCCCUAACGAGUGUUGGAGAGAAGCUAGAGAAAUGAAUCAUUCUUGAGUUAUUCAAUAUGGAAACAGUUUGACCUUAUUAUGGAGGAGUGUUUUUCAUUUCUAAGCAACUAACAAUCGUAAAUGAGACCUUAGAUGUAUUAUUUAUUAAAUAACUAAUUUCCCUGGUCUAAUAUUCUAAAAGUCUGGAUGAGAUACAAAUUUAACUUCUAAAAUAGUAACUCAAGUCAUUGGUUUUUUAUUUCUGUUCUGUGAGAGUUGAUAUUUUCUUUUCAGUGUUCCCAAGAAGAAGUUGUGCUUGUAAACUAAAAAUUUAGUCAUUUUCAUUUACACACCUCUCAGUUUAAAUAGCAAUUUUCAUUUACACACCUCCCAGUUUAAAUGGCAAUUUUCAUUUACACACCUCCCAGUUUAAAUAGCAAUUUUCAUUUACACACCUCUCAGUUUAAAUAGCAAUUUUCAUUUACACACCUCCCAGUUUAAAUAGCAAUUUUCAUUUACACACCUCUCAGUUUAAAUAGCAAUUUUCAUUUACACACCUCCCAGUUUAAAUAGCAAUUUUCAUUUACACAAAUCCAUAAAGUAACGAGCUAUGGCCUUUUUAAACCCCAACAGAGGAUAGAGUUUCAUAUCCUGAUACCUAAAUAGGAAUAAAACUUUUAUUUCCAAAUAAACGAGAAGUUAAUAAAGACAUUUUUAUUUCCAGAUACCUACAUAUUGGAUAAAGAUUCUAUUGAGACGUAUUCAUAAGUACUAUUACACUUUUUUUUUACAAAUACCUAAGUAGUAAAUAAAAAUAAAACGUGUGGUUCAAAAUGUCCAGACAGUGAACAUCAAUUUAUUUACCAAAUGUCUUUUCACAGAGAACAAUAUGUCAAUAGUGAUUCAAUUUUUCCUUUGCUUAUAUCUGAAUAGUGAUCGAAGUUUCGUUUCCAUAUAACUAGAUAGUGAAUGAAGUCUUCAUUUCUGUCUCUUGUUAGUGAAAACAGUCUUCAUUUCAAUAUAUCUAUAUAUAGUAAAUAAAGCUUUCAUUACAGAUUUUCUAGAAUUUAGUCAUUGCCAAAUAUUUAUGCCAAACAUAGCUGAGGGUCUUGGACCAGGCGCAGUAUACUAAACAAAAAUGAAUAAACAAAUAAAAAAAGCUGUAAAUAUGUCAUUUACAAAUCCCUGAGUGGGAAUAAUGGCAACCUGGAAUUCUAUAUAGUUUCAAAUCCUAGAACUAUUUUUGUGCUGGAUUGUAUGCAUGUGGAAUAAACUGUGAAGUCAUGCAA